This is a messenger RNA of Thamnophis elegans (Western terrestrial garter snake), 2015 nucleotides long. RefSeq names its product protein ZGRF1-like. The transcript has a single exon. Lineage: Eukaryota; Metazoa; Chordata; Lepidosauria; Squamata; Natricidae. The coding region runs from base 701 to 1378 and encodes 225 amino acids. The record is from RefSeq and is a predicted model, not a curated record.
UCUAGUUUGAUCACUAACAAAAUGUAAGUAAUUCAUAUUUUUUAAAAUGUUGCUGAAAUUUCCUCCAUUUCUGCCUAUUUGAUGGGGGUCUCCUAAUCUCUGUGAGUGCAACUUUUCAUUUAUGAGGGUUUUUUUAAAUCCAUGAACAAAAUAAAUUUAUUCAGUCUCUACCUAUCACAUCCCUGUUAUUUUCUAUUUAUGAAAUAGCUAUAAAAAUCAAUAUUAAGAAAUGGAGACAUAUUGCGAAAUGUUUUGAUGUCUUCCCAAUUUAUAAUCUAAUUGAUCUUGUUUAGAGGUAGAGCUAGAUUAAUAAAAAUAACUAGCAACUAAAUUUGAUUUUCAAAUAACAGAAAGACACACUCCUAUUAUUUAUUAUGAAAAUUUAUCCUGUACUUUAAAGUUUUAACUGUAUUAUUUUGAAGAAUAUAGCAGUUCUGAAUUUUCACGUAUAUACAAUAUAACCAAAAUUAUAAGAUCAUUUUCUUUAACAAAAUCAUUAGCGUAGUUUUAUUGUAACCUUCCAGUAAGAAGUACAUUGUGCUAUAUUAGUAAUGACUGCUGUUGAAGUUUUUGCUACUGAAAUUAUUUAGUGAAAGGCAGUUCAUUUCCCCCCCCCAAAAAAAAUAAUAUUAAUGCUUUCCUAUAUUAUCAAUAGAAUUUUGUUUAAAAGUGUCUGCAUACUGUACCCUGUUUUAUAGGAAUGGGAGACUCCGUGUAUCCAGAAAAUGAUAUCUCUAUCCUCUUACCUACUCUUGGAACACAAACCCCAGUUGUUCCUGGACUUGUAUAUAAUCCAGUUUCUGAUUUCCAACUUUAUUCCAGUGCAAAAAUCUGUAAACAGAUUCAUCAUCAUUGUGGUUUCUCGGUAGUCAAUACAUAUGACAAAUCAGAAAUGUUAGACCCUGAGGGCAGGAUGUGUAAAACCUUUGUGAGUGAAAAGUACAUAGGAGUAAGAGACAAGAUAGCCAUACCGAGUGCAUUGCCUAAUGUAUCUGAACAAAAGGAACAAAGCAAAUGGGAGAAAUACCACAACACAACUGGUUGUGAUUUGAGAUCUCAAAAUAGCAACGAAGUGGCCAUGGCUUCUGAUAUCAAAGCUGAGAGUUUUUUAGGAAUGUCAUUAGAAUACAGAAGAGAGAAUCAGGGUAAUGUCAUCCAUAAAAGCUCUCUGGACUCUGAGCGUCUGGAGACAAUAAAAAGCAUGCUUUGUAAACAGCGGCAAAACUUUAUCAGUCAAGAUUCUGUUUCAGAAAGAAAGAAACUUUCCCUGCACUUAAAUCAACACUUUUGCACUGCAGAAGUUCUAAGUGAGUUAGGUCACCUGAAUUUCCCAAAUAUUACCAGUGAUAGCAAGGUAUGUCAUUGUUCCCAAUGUUAAGAAAUGCUGCUAAAUAUUGUCCAUCAUGUGUACAUGCAGAUUAAUUUUGUUGUGUUUGCCUAAUGUUUUCUCUUACAAUUUUUAACAAGGUUUUUAAUAAGGUUUUCAGGAAUACUGUGUUAAUAGGUUUCAAAAUAUUUAAGUUUGAUAAUCUCAUAAUCAUAGUUUAUCAAAUUAAGAUAUGUACAGUUUUUACUCAUUCAUGAAACCAUGACUCUCCUUUUGCUGCAAACUGUGCUAACACAAGGAAUCUAAUCAACCAUAAACUCUUAAUUAGACUAAACUUGGGCACUAUAGUUGCAAACCUCAGAACAAGCCUGCAUCUUCAGUCACUGUUUUAAGUUCUUGAGGUGAUUUUUAUAGAACUCUAUAAAGUCAAAUUCUAAAAUUAUACAUUACAGUAUACAUUCUGGAGACAGAAUAUUUCCAUAUUAUCUAAGAUUAAAAUUUAGCACUCAAAUAGAUGUAUUUUAAAAGACUCAGGUAAGAUAUGUGGUCAUAAAAACUGGAAGAAUAGCCUUAACAAAUGUUAUAUUCAGUGCUCUUAAAUAUAGGCAAUUACUGCAUAUGAGAUCAGAAAAAUGAAAAUAGGAAUUUACUUAUUUUGUUUUAUAGGACACUUCUGAACUGUAUUUCC